This is a messenger RNA of Anoplopoma fimbria (sablefish), 3344 nucleotides long. RefSeq names its product ST14 transmembrane serine protease matriptase a (gene st14a). Gene Ontology annotation, cellular component: membrane. Gene Ontology annotation, biological process: acrosome reaction; proteolysis. The record is from RefSeq and is a predicted model, not a curated record. Lineage: Eukaryota; Metazoa; Chordata; Actinopteri; Perciformes; Anoplopomatidae. The coding region runs from base 348 to 2888 and encodes 846 amino acids. Gene Ontology annotation, molecular function: protein binding; serine-type endopeptidase activity. The transcript is spliced from 19 exons.
ACUAGAUUCUUUCUCUGCUCUCUCGUCCAGUUUCACUCCGCAGAAGACACAUGCGACACAUUCUGACAAGAGAGACUUUUGUUUGAUCACAUCGACCGGAGAGGAGACACCAGGAGACACAUCUCUUGGUUGUAACCUGACUACUGUAGAUUGUUCUGCUCGCAGGUUGAAUUCGUUGACAAACACACAAGAAGAAUCAUCUCUCGGCGACCAAAGGCCUGCAGGUUCACCUCGGACACCAUCAGAGACUACUACCAGUCAAAUAAACACACAAGAAGAGAGGAAGUACUGUAGGUGUUUUCUGGUCCUUUUGGUUUUAAUCUUAGCAGUGCAGGCUUUGACCUCUGAUGGACUACAUGGACAGUGGACUGAGAUACACCCCAAAGUCGGACAAAGACUGGGACACCUCUGUCCAAUUCCUGCCAGCAUCGGAUAACAAAAAGCUUGAGAAGAAAAAGGGUCCGGGGAAAGUUGGAGCUGUGAUCGGGGUGGUGAUCUUUGCUGCCGUUAUUGCUCUUAUGACCGGACUGCUGGUCUGGCAUUUCCACUUCCGUAAAGAUGUGCGACUCAAGAAGAUGUACAGCGGCUCCAUGCGGAUCACCAACCAGGUGUUCGAAGAUGCCUACGAGAACUCCAACAGCUCUGAGUUCAAGGCGCUGGCGAAGCAGGUGACCACACAGCUUAAGUCCAUCUAUUCCAAAAGUCCACAGUUGUCCAAAUACUAUGUUGGUUCUACAGUUCAGGCUUUCAGUGAAGGCAGUGUUAUUGCCUACUACCUGUCCGAGUUCAAAGUCCCUACCAGCCAAGAGGCAUCUGUUGACAAAGCCAUGUCUUCAAUGGAGAAGCUAGUGGACAAAGAGCGGCGAAACACGUUCAGACCUGGCAACUCUCUGGUCGUUGAAGAUGUGAUAUCUUCAGAACUUGAUCCCCGACUGUUUUCAGCAUCAUACAGGAGUCUUUUCAAGUAUUCAGAACAUACAAAGACCAAUCGUAUCGGGCAGAUCCAGUCGCCUGGCUUCCCUAACAGUCCAUAUACCCCCAACACCUUCAUGCAGUGGCAGCUGAGAGCAGAACCCAGCUACGUCAUCAAGCUGGAGUUUGAUACGAUGAAUCUGGAAGAGAACUGCAAGAAUGACUUUCUCAGAAUCUACGACUCCCUGGUGGCCAUUGAGAGCCGCGUUAUGGAAGAGAUGUGUGGAUACUACUCACCUAGUGAACCAUUGACCUUUCUGUCUUCUGGCAAUGUCAUGCUGGUGACGAUGGCCACAAAUGACAAGAAGAACUACCCAGGAUUUAGAGCAAAAGUCUCACAAAUCCGACGUGGUAGUAAAGGUACGACAUGCGGUGGCCAGCUGACAGGUGAAAAAGGCACCUUCACUUCUCCCAACUUCCCAAAUUACUAUCCUCCUCGAAUUUCGUGUGAGUGGACGAUCAAGGUCCCUGCUGGUAAGGCGGUGAAGGUGACGUUCAGAAAGUUCCUCUUGUCUGAGCCUGGGCAGGAGAACACGAAGGACUGUCGCAAGGACUACGUGGAGGUCAACGGAAAGAAACUAUGCGGAGAAGAGCUUGACGGAAGCCUGACAGAAACCAGCAACACCAACACAAUGAGCGUCCUGUUUCGCUCUGAUAACUCCUAUGUGGACCGAGGUUUCAAUGCAUCAUACGAGGCCAUAGACAUCAAAGACCCUUGUCCAAAGCAGUUUCAGUGCAGAAAUCAACGCUGUGUUAAAACAGACCUCAGGUGUGAUGGGUGGAAUGACUGCGGAGACAUGAGUGAUGAAUUAGGCUGCAAGUGCAAUCCAAAGGAUAUCAGUUGUAAGAAUGGAUUGUGUAAGCCCCAGUUCUGGAAAUGUGAUGGCGUUGAUGACUGUGGAGACCUCACAGAUGAGCUGGACUGUGGUGGAUGCAAAUCUGGACAAAUAACAUGUAAGAAUGAAAAAUGUGUGUCCGAGAAGAAUCGCUGUGACGGCACAGACAACUGUGGGGACGGGUCAGAUGAGCUCGACUGUGGGAGAAGCACUGAUAUUAGCUGCACUGAUCUCACUUAUAAAUGUAAAAACGAUAAAUGCAUCAGUAAAGUGAACCCAGAAUGUGACGGGACACAGGACUGUGAAGAUGGAUCUGACGAGGAGAAUUGCGACUGCGGGAGGAGUAUGUUCAAGACGUCGCGUAUUGUGGGCGGUCAGGAUUCAGAAGAAGGGGAGUUUCCCUGGCAGGUCAGCCUCCACGUCAAAGGUUUCGGUCACGUGUGUGGAGGGUCCGUCAUCAAUCAACGGUGGCUGGUCACUGCUGCCCACUGUGUGCAAGAUGACGGCCGGACAAGAUUCUCCCAGCCCGGCACUUGGGAGGCUAACCUCGGCCUUCACACCCAAGGGACGCUUGGAAGUACCGUGAAGAAGAACCUGAAGCAGGUCAUACCCCACCCGAACUACAACACUUACACUUAUGACAAUGACAUCGCCCUGAUGGAGCUGGACAGUCCUGUCACGUACUCGGAUUACAUCAGGCCCAUCUGCUUGCCGGCUUCCCAACACGAUUUUCCAAUGGGUAACACUGUGUGGAUCACGGGAUGGGGCGCCACUAGAGAAGGAGGAUUUGCUGCAAAAGUGCUCCAAAAGGCCCAGGUCCGAAUCAUCAACCAAAAGGUGUGCGAUGAUUUGAUGGGUGGGCAGAUCACGUCUAGGAUGUUGUGUGCCGGAGUGCUGUCCGGAGGAGUCGAUGCUUGUCAGGGGGACUCUGGCGGCCCUCUGUCCAGUCCAUCUGGCACUCGUAUGUUCCUGGCAGGAGUCGUCAGUUGGGGUGAUGGCUGUGCCCGCAGGAACAAACCUGGCAUUUACACAAGAGUCACCAAAUUCCGAGGAUGGAUCAAAGAAAAGACAGGAGUGUAGACCACUGCAAAAUGGUCCAACGAGGUCAUGUUGACAUGAACAAGGACUGAUGACCAAAGCUUCACCAUUUGACUUUCCAGCUGAUGAAGUGGUUUUGACUCCCAGUCGCAGCUGCAGUGGAAAAUGCACUGUUUGCCUGAAAAGCAAUUGACACACAUUUUAUGUCCACUGCAAUUUUAUGAGGGUAGGGUUGAUGAAAUGUUUUUAAAUGUGUAUAUAAAGGUUUUAUUUUUGUGUGUUGUUUUUUUCCUGUUCUUUUAGCGUGUAUUGAUGGAGAACAUUAUGUGCUGCACAUGAAAUAGAUUUUAAUCAGGAUUUUUAAACAUGUACACAAAUGAAUUGUGCAUCCUCACACUCUCUUGUUUUGUGUUUUAUCAGAAGAAAUCAUAAGAAUUUCCCACCAAUUUUCCUUGUUGUCUUUGUUCUGAAUUUUAUAAAUUAAAAAACUAAAUGACA